AUGAAGGGUUUCACCCAUUUUGUUGUGCUUGCAAUGUUUGCUGUCUAUGCUCAAGGAUUUAUUUAUGAAAAGAAACCUGGAAAACAAAGUGAACUUUGCCAAAAAUACUUGGAGUUCACUCAAACCAUCGCGAAGGGUCUCUCGAUCCGAGAAAACUCGAAAGUGGUAUAUCCCCAGAAAAGUAGAAGAUAUCUGGCGUACUCCUGCGAUUCCAUCUAUGAGGCAUUUUUAAGUCUGGGUGAAAACAGUACCAUUUUCAAUUUCAAAAAGAAGAAGCUGACCGUUGUCUACAGGACUUGCUCAACUAUGGCCAAGCUCAAAAGUGGUGCUUACAAAGAAACCGAUGCAAACCUAAAGAACGUAAGUAGUGUUCAAAAUGUAGUCAAAAAACUUGUUUGCGCCCGUUGGUUAGGUGAUUGGCUCACAAGCAAGCUGCGCUUGUCAAGUAUGUAUGAGUUCACCUGA
This is a messenger RNA of Cylicocyclus nassatus, 465 nucleotides long. The record is from the annotation of a GenBank genome assembly. Lineage: Eukaryota; Metazoa; Nematoda; Chromadorea; Rhabditida; Strongylidae.